AUGGCUCCUCUCAAGAUCACGUCCCUGCGCUUCGAGCACCAUCCCACUGGACUGGGUGUAUCUUCCCCGACCCCUCGCAUCUCGUGGCGCGUUACGUCCGACUCCAUACCGAAGGACUGGCAGCAGAAGUCAUACAAAGUCAAGAUCUCGCGUGGUUCCGCGUCAGCCCGGGAGUUUCACAUUGAGGGCGGCUCAACCGUACUCGUUCCAUGGCCCGACACCCCUUUGGCAUCAGGUGAAAGGGCCACAGUUCUCGUCAGAUCCCACGGUACAUCAGAAGACGCUCAAUCAGACUCUGAAUGGUCCUCGGAGGCGACCGUGGAAGCCGCUCUGCUCUCCCGCGAUGACUGGAAAGCAACGCCCGUCACCGCGCCCCCGCGCUCAGCUUCUCACCCGGAUGAGCGAGGAAUCAGGCCGGCCCGGUUCCGCAAGGUCUUUGACUGCCCCGAUGUCAAGGACAGUAGCAAUGCCAGACUCUACAUCACCGCUCUUGGCUUAUACGAGGCCUACCUGAACGGCCACCGUAUCGGAGACGAAUGGCUCGCCCCGGGGUGGACUGCCUACCAACAUCGCAUCCAGUACCAGGUCUUUGAGGUCGCGCAUCUCCUGAAGGCUGGUCAAGAAAACGUCCUCUCGGUGGAGGUGAGCGAGGGAUGGUACGCCGGCCGAGUUCUCUGGGGCGAGGGUCUCACCUGCUUCUACGGCGAUCGCAUCGGCGUGCUUGCUCAGCUCCAACUCUUUGAGAGCGAGGAUGCGACUAAACCGACCUUGCAGCUCGUGACCGACGCAACAUGGGAAUGCCGUCCCUCACCAAUCGUCGGAAGCGACAUCUACGACGGCGAGACGUAUGACCUCUGCCUCGAAGUCGACGACUGGCAUCACGACAACCACAAGGAGUGGACUCACGUCGAGACACUGCCGUUCCCCAAGUCCGCCCUCGUAGCAGCAUCCAGCCCGCCAGUCCGCACCACCGAGACCUUGAAACCCGUCAACGUCUUCGCGGACCCCCAAGGCAAGACUCUAGUCGACUUUGGACAGAACCUCGUCGGCAAACUCGUCAUCCCAAGCCUCGCAAAGCCAGACAGCCAUCGUCUCACGAUCCGCCACGCCGAGGUCCUAGAAAACGGGUGCCUCGGAACGCGUCCCCUCCGCGCGGCAAAGGCGACUGACACCAUCAUAUUCGGAGGCGGCCGGGCCCUGAAGAACUGGUCCCCUCACUUCACCUACCACGGCUUUCGCUACGUCGAGCUCGACGGCUGGGGGGAAGUGACCCCGGACUCCCUCUCGGCCGUCGUCAUGCACACCGACAUGCAGCGAACGGGUUUCUUCUCCUGCUCCAACGACGACGUCAACGCGCUGCACCGCAACGUCGUUUGGAGCAUGCGCGGCAACUUUGUCUCCAUUCCGACCGACUGCCCACAGCGCGACGAGCGGCUGGGCUGGACGGGCGACAUCCAAAUCUUCAGCUCGACGGCCUCGUUCCUGUACGACUGCGCCGGCAUGCUGGGCAACUGGAUGCGCGAUGUCCUGCUGGACCAGCGGGACGCCGGCGGCGUCGUCCCGCUCGUGGUGCCCAACGUCAUGAGGGACGGGCCCUGGCCUUCGGUGCCGCAGGCCGUCUGGGACGACGUCGUGGUCCUCGUGCCUUGGACUCUGUACACGUGGUUCGGUGACGCGGGCGUCUUGCGAGAGACGUACCCCGGUAUGAGGGACUACCUCGAGUCCAUUCAGCGCGGAGACGACGGGCUAUGGGAUCCUUCGCUCUGGCAACUGGGCGACUGGCUCGACCCCAACGCGCCGCCCGCCGAGCCAGGUCUAGCCAGAACGGAUGGGACCCUCGUCGCCGACGCGUACCUGGUCCACGUCACGGGCAUAGUCUCCCAAAUCGCCAGCAUCCUGGGCCUCCCCUCUGACGCCGAGCACCUCGCCAGCGAACACAAGCGCCUCAAACAGCUCUUCCAGGACAAGUACAUCACAAAGGCCGGCUUCAUCGUCGCAGACUCCCAGACGGCCCUCGCCCUCGCCCUGCUCUUCCACUUACACGACACCCCCGCCCAGCGUGAAGCCGCCGCCGCGCGGCUCGCGCGGCUGGUGCAGUACUCCAAGUUCAAGGUAUCCACCGGCUUCGCCGGCACGCCCGUGAUCCUGCACGCGCUGUCGGAGACGGGCUAUAUCCAGCACGCGUACCGCAUGCUGCUGGAGACCGGGUGCCCGUCGUGGCUGUACCCCCUCCGCAUGGGCGCCACGACGGUGUGGGAGAGGUGGGACAGCAUGCUGGCGGACGGGACGAUCAACCCGGGCGAGAUGACGAGCUUCAACCACUACGCGCUCGGCAGCGUCGCGAACUGGAUGCAUGCCGGCAUCGGGGGCCUGGCGCCGCUCGAGGCCGGGUGGAAGCGGUUCCGGGUUCGGCCUAGACCGGGAGGGGAUCUCAGGCACGCUUCGGUGGAGUACCUUGGCCCGCACGGGAUGGUGCAGAGUCGGUGGGCGAUCGGGUCGGACGAUAGGUUUGUGUUGGAGGUGACGGUGCCGUUGAAUUCGACUGCGGUGGUCUCCUUGCCGGAUGGCGGGGAGGAGAAGACGAUUGGGUCUGGGACUUAUAGGUUUGAGAGCGGUCUUGCUCCGGGGAUGAGGGAGGCGUGGCCGCCCAGGGCUCUGUUGACGCAGUUUGGACUGUAG
Colletotrichum orchidophilum is the source of this 2679-nucleotide messenger RNA. RefSeq lists its product as uncharacterized. NCBI's taxonomy places the organism in Eukaryota, Fungi, Ascomycota, Sordariomycetes, Glomerellales, Glomerellaceae. Gene Ontology annotation, biological process: carbohydrate metabolic process. Bases 1 to 2679 code for a protein of 892 amino acids. The transcript has a single exon. The record is from RefSeq and is a predicted model, not a curated record.